This is a messenger RNA of Fusarium venenatum, 663 nucleotides long. RefSeq names its product peptidyl-tRNA hydrolase PTH2-domain-containing protein. The record is from RefSeq and is a predicted model, not a curated record. NCBI's taxonomy places the organism in Eukaryota, Fungi, Ascomycota, Sordariomycetes, Hypocreales, Nectriaceae. Gene Ontology annotation, cellular component: mitochondrion; cytosol. Gene Ontology annotation, molecular function: peptidyl-tRNA hydrolase activity.
AUGAAUCAAGGCGAGCAAACAGGAGUAAUCAUCUCCACGGCCGUCGUGGCCGUCCUCACAGGCUACGCUUUCGGUAUCUAUACCAUCCGUGGCUAUCUCAUUUCGCCUUCCCUAGUCGAAGAGCGUCGGCGCGCCCUGCACGAUCCUGUCGAGAGCGACGAAAGCGAUGUUGACGAAGACGAUACUGUGCUCGACCAUGCACCCAACUGGGCCAACGGCCCCGACGCCGAUCGCAAGCAGGGCUUGAAGGCUGCCGAUGAGGAGAAGAAGGAGCCUGUUGUUAAGGAUAACGGCGAGGAGUGCAAGCUUGUUCUUGUCGUGCGAACAGAUCUCGGCAUGACAAAGGGCAAAAUCGCUGCUCAAUGCUCCCAUGCUACCCUCGCAUGCUACAAGUCUCUCGUCCGCGCUCCCGCCAACUCUCCCCAAGCCCAGAUCCUCAAGCGAUGGGAGCGUCUCGGCCAGGCCAAGAUCGCUGUGCAAGUCAAGAGCCAGGACGAAAUCCUCGAGCUCCGACGCAAGGCACGAUCUCUGGGUCUCACUGCUGAAGUGAUCCAGGACGCUGGCCGAACACAGAUCGAGGCGGGUAGCAUGACGGUGCUGGGCGUUGGACCUGCUCCUCGCAGCCUUGUCGACCAGGUCACUGGUGGACUGAAGCUGCUCUAA